AUGUCUCUAGAGGGGGACAGCGGGUUGCCAAGCGAGGACAUCUCCAGUCUCACGGAUGCUCAGGAGCAGGCCCUCUACAUUAUCGCCAUCGUUUCCGCGCUUUUGAGUUUUUGGGGAAGUUCCAACAUUAUCUACAUGGUUCUUUCGUCGAAAAAGAGAAGUCCCUAUCGCAGAAUAUUGUUGGGCCUCAGCUGCUGUGAUCUGGUGAGCAGUGUCGCGAUUGCUCUUCAGGGAUUUCUCUUGCCCAACGAGACUUCUCAAAGAGUGUGGGCUUUCGGGAAUGACACAAGUUGUACUGCUCUGGGAUUCUUGCAACAAUUUUCCUUUAGCAAUGCUUGGUACAAUGGAUCUCUCAGCUUGUACUUCCUGCUGACAGUUCGAUUUGGUUUCAAGGAACAGCAACUUGCUAGAAGGGUCGAGCCAUUCAUGCACAUUCUUUCCAUUGGAUACCCCCUCGUCACCGCUACUAUUGGAGCGGUGAUGGGAGUCUACAACGAGGUUUUGGUUGGGAUGGGUUGUUGGGUAUACGACUACCCUCACGGCUGCGGCUGCAAUCCUGAGGAUGGCGAAGAUGCCGUGUGCUGUGAAUCGAUUGCCAUCAGCUGGGUUUUUGCGGGCAUCCCCGCCAUGAUUAUCUUUAUUGUCAUCUUGACCAGCAAUAUAAUGGUUUAUCUUCAUGUUAGGCAAACCAUCGUACGGAGCAGGGCCUAUCUACAUUCCUCCAUUGGCGCAUCAGCUGGCAACCAACUCAAUCAGCAACAGACCAAAAGAAUUAAGGCAGUGGCAACCCAAGCCUUCUUGUACGUCGCAUCGUUCUUGCUCUGUUUUUUGCCAACAGUUCUGUUACGAUCAUUAGAAAUGAGACAUUUCCAUGCAGAAGACGAAGAUACCCUGUAUCCUUUGCUGAUAAUUGUGUCCAUCACCCUCCCGCUCCAAGGCUUCCUGAAUGUUCUGAUUUAUGCGAGGCCAUCCUACCUGGUGGCCCGAAAGGAUUUCCCGGACCAAUCUAGGUUUUGGGCGUUCCGCCGCGCCCUCCACGGGGACAAGGUGCAACAAAGGAACGACGUUUCUCACUGGCGCUCAUCGAUCAAGAAGGUUGUUUUGAGAAGCACAAGGCGCGAAACUGCAAUAAACAUGGAGGUUGACAAGCACAGAUCUGGGCUGAUUGCGGAAUUUCAAAAAAGCAACCAGAGUACGCUGGAAGCCUCCGGUGACUCUGCCAACCCGGACAGUUCUGCCCAGUUUCGCCAAAAGGGCGAUCUGUCAGGAGAAGAGAAACAUGCAUCAGGCAAAAUGAAUCCUUCGUUCACCACUGGAGACGCCGGAUGCGCUACCUUUCCCGGGGGCUCUGCUAUUGAGACUAGUAAUGAGUAUGGAGGUGACGAAGGAGAAGCAGUCAACGGAACCAGUGAUAUACGAGAAAACGGACUGGAUUUAAAUGACACCAGCUCUCCCGCAGCGGAGGAAGAUACUGCAGCACGGCAAAGUUAUGAUGGCUCGACGACAGACUCUACAUGGAACGAUGAAAAGUGA
Messenger RNA from Seminavis robusta, 1533 nucleotides. NCBI's taxonomy places the organism in Eukaryota, Bacillariophyta, Bacillariophyceae, Naviculales, Naviculaceae. The record is from the annotation of a GenBank genome assembly.